Messenger RNA from Caenorhabditis remanei, 210 nucleotides. RefSeq lists its product as uncharacterized. The coding region runs from base 1 to 210 and encodes 69 amino acids. The transcript is spliced from 3 exons. The record is from RefSeq and is a predicted model, not a curated record. NCBI's taxonomy places the organism in Eukaryota, Metazoa, Nematoda, Chromadorea, Rhabditida, Rhabditidae.
AUGGCUCUUAUCGGAUAUUCUUCCCUAUUUUUCGAUGCGCUAGUCGAUGCUGAAUCUAUAGCAAUCUUCGUUGUUCUACAAGGGGUUCUGACAGGCGUUUUGACCUUGUUCACCACCUCCAUCAGAUGGAUUCUUUGCAUUUUGUUGUCUUCUGAGUACCGAAAGUUUGCGUUGGGGAAGAAUAGGAAUACGGUUGGUGUUCCAAACUAA